Molecule: messenger RNA, 2183 nt
Organism: Melitaea cinxia (Glanville fritillary)
Lineage: Eukaryota; Metazoa; Arthropoda; Insecta; Lepidoptera; Nymphalidae
Gene: Cpsf6
Product: cleavage and polyadenylation specificity factor subunit 6
Exons: 15
Coding region: 114-2183 (689 amino acids)
Biological process (GO): mRNA alternative polyadenylation
Cellular component (GO): mRNA cleavage and polyadenylation specificity factor complex
Molecular function (GO): mRNA binding
Source: RefSeq, a predicted model, not a curated record
UCAACAGUCCUAGUCUUGGGCAACACCAAUGUAUCCCGUUAUUCUUAUUAGUUGCCGGCCGCGCAUGUAAGCAACGAUACUGCCGGCGUCAUUGCUGUUUUUUAAAUCGCAAAAUGGCGGAUGGAGGCGUGGAUAUUGAUUUAUACGCCGACGACAUUGAAUCUGAUUUUAAUAGACAAGAUGACUUUGGGGGGGAAAAUGUAGAUUUAUAUGACGACGUAAUAGCAGCACCAGCAGCGAAACCGGAGGAUGGAGAUGGGCCGCCAAACUCAGCAGCACCGCAGCACUCGCAUCCACCAGAAGAAACUAAUGGCACAGCUCCUUACCACAACAACGCACCUAGCCACGGGCAUCAUGGCCGACGCUUCCAACUUUACGUCGGCAAUUUAACCUGGUGGGCAACCGAUCAAGAUAUUGCUAACGCGAUCGCCGAUAUCGGCGUGACGGAUUUUCAAGAUGUCAAGUUCUUCGAGAACAGGGCUAAUGGACAAUCCAAAGGUUUCUGCGUCAUUUCGCUGGGCUCCGACCAGUCCAUCAGGAUGAUCAUGGACCGUCUUCCAAAGAAGGAGAUACAUGGACAACACCCCGUCGUGACUUUGCCUACUAAACAGGCAUUAAACCAAUUUGAAAGCCAAUCGAAGACGAGGUCGACUCCGCCUGGACCCAACCCAGGUAUGAGAGGUCCUCACCCUGGCGGACCACCCGGCCCACACCCUGGAGAAUUCUUUGGAGGCGGACCAAACGGCCCUGGACCGAACGGUCCACGAAUGAUGAUGCCGGGUCCGGGUCAUCACCAGCUCCGAGGACCGCCCCCUGGACCUCACGGGCCUCCGCACCAUAUGCCUCAGCACCAAGGCCCUCCGCCUCAUCACAUGGCGCCUCAUCAAGGGCCCCCGCCCCACCAGGGACCGCCACAACAUAGGCCUCCCAUGCAGUUCCAAGGCCCCCCACAAAUGCAGCGGGCUCCCGGUGGGCCGGGACCUGGGCCAGGGCCUCGCGCGGGCCCUGAGUGGCCUCGUCCGCACCACAUGCCCAGUCCGGCGCCGCAAUACGGCCCUCCACAACACCAAAUGCCUCACCAGAUGCCUCCACCUCACGCUCCUCCUGGGCAGGGUAUGCCUCCCCCUCAUCACCAGCUCCCACCACAUCAACAAGGCCCCCCUAGAGGGCCUGCACCACUACCUCAACACCCUGGCGUGGGAGGUGCGCCGGCGCCUCACGUGAACCCAGCGUUCUUCAGCCAGCAACCGCCCGUACAGCCGGCGCCACAAGUGCAGCCUCCACAGCCUGCGCCGCAAGGGCCAGGUGCUCCAUACGGACAUCCGGCUCACGGUGCACCACCGCCGGCACAAGGCCCCCCUCCUGGCGCUAGGCAACCAUAUGGAAGACCUCCGACGAGCUACCCGGCCGGCGUGGAGGCCCGGCCGGCGCACCACAGCGCGCCGCUGGGCCCGCACGCGCACGCCGCGCACCCGCUGCCCGCGCACCCGCUGCCCGCCAUCAGCGAGGCGGAGUUCGAGGAGGUCAUGAGCCGCAACAGGACGGUGUCCUCGAGCGCCAUCGCCCGCGCCGUCAGCGACGCCGCCGCGGGCGAAUACGCCUCCGCUAUAGAGACGCUCGUCACGGCCAUAUCUCUAAUUAAACAGAGCAAGGUGGCGCACGACGAUCGCUGCAAGAUUCUAAUCUCAUCGCUACAAGACACCCUACACGGAGUUGAGACCAAAUCUUACGGAGGCGAAAGACGUCGAUCGCGAUCUAGAGAAAGAGAUGCACGUGCGCAUCACCGCGCGCCGCGCCGUAGAGAACGAUCCGCCUCGCGAUACCGAGAUAGAUCAAGGGACAGAGAUGAUCGGGACCGGUACAGGGAACGGUCGAGGGAUCGUGAACGCGACCGUGAUACGUAUUAUAGAGAUUACCGUGAGAGGGAACGCGACAGGUCUAGAUCUAGAGACCGGGAACGUACCGAUCACUAUAACAGGGGACACAGUCGGGAAGAACGGCCACGCAAAUCGCCAGUGGAACCGGCGGCUGAAGGCGGAGCCGGCGAUGCGGCGGCAAAGAGUCGCACAACUGCGGCUCCUUACUAUGAUGAGCGAUAUCGCGAGCGACGCGACCGCGACCCGCCGCAAACCGACCGCGAUCGCGACCGCGACCGCGAUCACCGCCGCGACGCGCGACACUAG